GGCGGUUUUGGGUGUAAGAAGAAAAGAAGAAAAAAAAGGCAAGAAGAGCUGAGCAUUGAAAAAGAACCAGCUAGCUCUGCAUAGAUUCUACCCACCCAUGUCACAUAUCGCUGAUUGAAGUUGCAUCGCGUCACCAUGUUGUCUUCAGAACAAGUUGCUUUUUUCAAGGCGAAUGGAUAUCUCGUCGUUCGAGAUAUCCUGAGCGAUGCCGAGACUGAAGAUUUACAAAGAUGGGCUCAAGAGGUUCAUGACUGGACUCCAACUGCCGAGUCUCAGUUUAUGCCAUACGAGGAAAUAAAUUCUCGCGGUGAGACAGUUCUUUGCCGAACAGAAAAUUAUGCCGAUUACCAUGGAGGCUUCAACGGGCUCCUGCGAGGCAAAAAGCUCUUGGGAUUAUUGGAAGAACUUUCAGGGGAGCCGAUGAAUCUUUUCAAAGAGAAGAUUAAUUAUAAACUCGCCGGAAGCGGUGGAUUUGCGCCUCAUAUCGAUGCUGUGGCCUAUAAUCACAUUAAAGAUGUUAAGCAUUUAACCAUCUUACUUGCCGUGGAUAAAUCUAAUUUCAACAAUGGGGGGCUGGAAGUUGUUGAUGCUAGCCAUAAUAUGGAUAUUCCUCUAAAUGUUGACGAUCACUGCAUCGCCGCCGAGUGGGUGAACGCUCAUGAAUGGAAGCCUGUUGAGCUGGAGCCUGGCCAGCUGCUCAUCUUCACCUCAUACUUGGCGCAUCGUAGUGGGCCGAAUCACAGCGACGAGAAUCGCAAAGCACUCUAUGCUACUUACAAUCUCGCUAGUGAGGGCGACUUACACCAGGAAUACUACGAGCGCCGAAUGAAAGAGUGGCCUGCGACUCACAUGCGUAAAAUGGGAGAGCUGUAUGAAGAUGGAGCUUUGAGAUAUGCCUUUGGUUCGCCCAUGCUGAGCUUUUAUUUUCCCAAAAUGACUCUCCCUACAUUCCUCGAGCCAGCGACAGUAACUUCCUACAUAAUAUCCAUUCUCGAGGCCUCGGAUCAUACUCCUUAUAUCGGCGAGCCUAUCUCUCAGCUUCAACAUUCCUUGCAAUGCGCCUCUCUGGCUACCGAAGCAUCGCCGCCUGUAGAUGAGGCUACGCAAGUGGCAGCACUGCUUCACGAUAUUGGUCAAUUUGCUCCAGCAGAAGAUCUUUUAGCUUUAGCAAGGCUCCCUAUCCAGAAUCUAGGAGAUGCCCCAACCACACAAAGUGUUGGCCGUGUCGGCCAUGAAACUCUAGGAGCUCGCCUCCUUCUCUCGUUGGGCUUCUCCGACAAAGUCUCCCGUCUGGUGGAAUCCCACGUGGCAGCUAAACGGUACCUGUGCGCUGUAGACGAAUCUUACAACGAUGUCCUCUCAGAAGCCAGCAAAAGAAGCCUAUUCUACCAAGGAGGUCCUAUGUCUGCCGAGGAGGUGAAGGAAUUUAGCUCUGGGCCCUGGUGCCAGGAGAUGUGCCAGCUGAGGAGAUGGGAUGAUGAAGCAAAGGUUGAAGGUCUCACUGUGAGGAGCCUAGAGAGCUGGAGAGAAGUCAUUCAGAGGCAGAUAGAGCGAAAAUGA
Messenger RNA from Trichoderma asperellum CBS 433.97, 1560 nucleotides. RefSeq lists its product as uncharacterized. The record is from RefSeq and is a predicted model, not a curated record. Lineage: Eukaryota; Fungi; Ascomycota; Sordariomycetes; Hypocreales; Hypocreaceae.